Molecule: messenger RNA, 1413 nt
Organism: Homarus americanus (American lobster)
Lineage: Eukaryota; Metazoa; Arthropoda; Malacostraca; Decapoda; Nephropidae
Product: extensin-like
Exons: 2
Coding region: 1-1413 (470 amino acids)
Source: RefSeq, a predicted model, not a curated record
AUGUUUCCUGCAGCCCUGACGACCCAUUCAGGACAGUCUGGCUACGAGGCCUUCAGUAUGUCUGACACUUAUCCAUUUAUUAGGGGUUGUGACGGGGGUGACCUGGACGGGGGUGACCUCCUGGCAGCAGCCUCACAUCAACAGACUCCCAGCAGACUCCCACAGCAACAGACUCCCACAGCAGCAGCCUCCCACAUCAACAGACUCCCACAUCAACAGACUCCCACAGCAGCAGACUCGUGGUCCCAUCAACAGACUCCAGCAACAGCCUCCACAGCAGCAGCCUCCCAUCAACAGACUCCACAUCAACAGACUCCCACAUCAACAGACUCCCACAGCAACAGCCUCCCCACAGCAACAGCCUCCCACAUCAACAGACUCCCCCGUAGCCCACAUCAACAGACCCCACAGCAACAGACUCCCACAGCAACAGACUCCCACAUCAACAGACUCCCACAGCAACAGCCUCCCACAUCAACAGACUCCACAGCAAUAGCCUCCCACAGCAACAGACUCCCACAUCAACAGCCUCCCACAGCAACAGACUCCCACAUCAACAGACUCCCAACAACCUCCCACAUCAACAGACUCCCACAUCAACAGCCUCCCACAGCAACAGACUCCCACAUCAACAGACUCCCACAUCAACAGACUCCCACAUCAACAGACUCCCACAUCAACAGACUCAAACAGCAAGAGCCUCCCACAUCAACAGACUCCCACAUCAACAGACUCCCCAGCAAGAGCCUCCCACAUCAACAGACUCCACAUCAACAGACGCCCACAACAGCCUCCCACAGCAACAGACUCCCACAGCAGCAGCCUCCACAGGAACAGACUCCCAUCAACAGACUCCACAGCAACAGACUCCCAUCAACAGACUCCCACAGCAACAGCCUCCACAGCAGCAGACUCCCACAGCAACAGACUCCCACAGCAACAGGCUCCCACAUCAACAGACUCCCACAGCAACAGCCUCCACAUCAACAAACUCCCACAGCAAUAGCCUCCCACAUCAACAGACUCCCACAUCAACAGCCUCCCACAGCAACAGACUCCCACCAACAAACUCCCACAUCAACAGCCUCCCAGCAACAGACUCCCACAUCAACAGACUCCCACAUCAACAGACUCCCACAUCAACAGACUCCCACAGCAACAGACUCCCAUCAACAGACUCCCACAGCAGAGCCUCCCACAUCAACAGACUCCCGUAGCCUCCCACAUCAACAGACUCCCAUCAACAGACUCCCACAGCAACAGCCGACUCACAAAGGCAUAGGCAGACGGACAGGCUGUGGGCGGCUGCUGCAGGAAUCUGAUAAUUAUAACACAGGGACAGCUACCAGGAGUGAUGGGUUAUCAACACAAUUCCAGAUCAAACUCUCAACGGUUCGUAAGUCCUUCCUUUAG